AUGGCCGUUGGUUUUGCUGUCGUCGACGCCCGGCAGUACGGCGGCAGGGUCACCGCGUUCGUGGCGCUGUCCUGCGUCACGGCGGCCAUGGGCGGCGCCAUCUUCGGCUGCGACAUCAGCACGGCGGGCGGCGUGUCGUCCAUGGACGCGUUCCUGCAGGAGUUCUUCCCGGACGUGUACCGCCGGUUGAAAUGCGCCGCGGGCGUCAGCAACUACUGCAAGUUUGACAGCCAGCUGCUGACGCUCUUCACGUCGUCGCUCUACAUCACUGGGCUCCUCACCGCGGCUGUGCCGUUGUACCUGUCUGAAAUGGCCCCGGCACGUUACCGAGGGAUGUUCAGCAACGGCUUCCAGUUCAGCCUUUGUCUAGGAGCUCUCCUCGCGACGGUCGUCAACUACGGCGCCGAGAAGAUCACGGGUGGCUGGGGCUGGAGGCUCUCGCUGGGCCUCGCCGGCGUCCCUGCAGCGCUGCUCACCGUCGGCGCCAUCUUCCUGCCGGAGACUCCCCAGAGCCUCGUCCAGCAAGGCAGAGACCGCGGGGAGGUGAGAGCGUUGCUGCAGAAGAUCAGAGGAACCGACGACGUCGACCAAAAGCUGGACGACAUCGUCGCAGCCAACGCUGUAGCGCAGCAGGGCGACAAUGGCUUGCGGCUGAUCCUGACGCACCGCCGUUACCGCCCGCAGCUGGCCAUGGCCGUCCUGAUACCGUCGUUCACGCAGCUGACGGGGAUCAAUGCCAUCGGGUUCUACGCGCCGGUGCUGCUGCGCAGCAUCGGCAUGGGCGAGAGCGCGUCUCUCCUCUCCACCAUCGUCCUGGUCAUCGUCUCCUCCGCCGCGACGUUCACCUCCCUGUUCGCGGCCGACCGCUUCGGCAGGCGGACGCUGCUCCUCGCCGGCGGCGCGCUGAUGCUCGUGUGCGAGGCGCUCAUCGGCGUACGGGCUGAAGCUCGGCGACGAGGCGGCCUGAGCAGGGCGUACUCGCUGGCGCUCCUCCUGCUCAUAGGCGUCUACUCCGCGGCAUUCGGCUGCUCCUGGGGCCCGCUGAGCUGGCUGGUGCCCAGCGAGAUCUUCCCGCUGGAGGUCCGGUCGGCCGGGCAGAGCAUCACGGUGGCAUCGGGCUUCGUGUUCACCGUCUUCGUCGCGCAGUACUUCCUCGCAAUGCUCUGCCGGAUGAAGGCGUGGCUCUUCUUCUUCUUCGCCGGGUGGAUCGUGGUCAUGACGGCGUUCGUGUACCUCUUCUUGCCGGAGACCAAGAGGCUGCCCAUCGAGCACAUUGACAAGGUGUGGGCGGAGCACUGGUUCUGGAAGAAGGUUAUAGGAGCCAAUGAAGAUGAGGCAAGUGCCAAGCUGUAA
Messenger RNA from Miscanthus lutarioriparius, 1353 nucleotides. The record is from the annotation of a GenBank genome assembly. NCBI's taxonomy places the organism in Eukaryota, Viridiplantae, Streptophyta, Magnoliopsida, Poales, Poaceae.